GUUUUCUGUGACUUUGUUACGCGGAACUGGCGCCUCCUCUGCAUGUAUGUGGUGUGGCUUCCUCCUUACUGAAACUUCUUGCAAACAGGUUCACACCGAGACAGAGGAGCGUUGUGUGUCAGAAACAUAUCCGUGCUGAGAGUCGCCUGGAGCAGGUACAAAUCAGAAUGAAUGCAACAAAGAGCAGACAGUUGGAGCGUAAACUAUGAACCCAUCUUUCAUUGGUCAGUGUUGAUAUGAAGUGCGCAUGAAUGUUCUUUAAUUUAUUUUUUCCGCAUUUUGAGUGUUUUUUUCGCCUUUGGCUGAACUAGCUGUGUGAACAUGAAGUUUAAUGGCUAUCUGAAGCUCCGGAUCGGUGAGGCGGUGGGCCUGAAGCCCACCACCUUCUCCCUGCGCCACUCGGUCAUCUUCAACAAAGCCCCCCCCGGCCUGGACCCCUACAUUGUAGUGAAGGUAGACGACACGAAAAUUGGACAAACUCUCACCAAACAGAAAACCAACACACCGACGUUCAACGAGGAGUUCUGCCUCAACGUGAGCGACGGGAAACAAAUCGAGUUGGCAGUCUUUCACGAUACUCCCAUCGGAUAUGAUGACUUUGUGGCCAACUGCAUCAUCCAGUUUGAGGACCUCAUCCAAACCUCCAACACAGGAGAGACCUUCGAUGGAUGGAUGGACUUGGAGCCAGAGGGCAAGGUUUACGUUCAUAUUGCACUCACUGGAUCCUUCAUUGAUGACGACGCCAUAGUGAAAGAGAAGAAGAAGCAGUUCACGAGGAAGCGACAGGGGGCCGUGAGACGGAGGAUCCACCAGGUCAACGGACACAAGUUCAUGUCUACCUUCCUCCGUCAACCCACCUUCUGUUUCCACUGCAGAGAGUUCAUCUGGGGUGUAUUUGGAAAACAGGGCUACCAGUGCCAAGUGUGUACCUGUGUGGUUCACAAAAGAUGCCACCAGCUGAUCGUCACCAUGUGUCCACGCAUGAAGAAAGAAAUCAAAGAGCAGCCUGUAGCCCAGGGCUUCAGCAUCAACAUCCCUCACAUGUUCAGCAUCCACAACUACAAGUCGCCCACUUUCUGUGACCACUGUGGCUCCCUGCUGUGGGGAAUAGUGAAGCAGGGGCUGCACUGUAAAAUCUGUAAAAUGAAUGUUCACAUCCGCUGCAGAGGCAACGUCGCUCCAAACUGUGGGGUCAACAGCGUGGAGCUGGCCAAUAAGCUCGCAGAGAUGGGUCUGCAGGCCGGAGGACUCUCGAAACGCAACUCAUUGGCCAGAAGUGCCAGUCACAUAGGGGGGCCCACAGAGAGGAGGGAGAGUAAAAACAAUCAGGCGGAGACCCCUCGACUGGGCAUCUCAGACUUCACGUUCCUUCAAGUUCUCGGAAAAGGCAGCUUUGGCAAGGUGAUGCUGGCGAGACUAAACGGCAGAGACCAAGUGUUUGCGGUCAAGGUUUUGAAGAAGGACAUCAUUUUGCAGGACGAUGAUGUGGACUGCACCCUGACUGAAAAGAGGGUGCUGUCCCUGGCCGGCUGUCACCCCUACCUCACACAGCUGCACUGCUGCUUCCAGACGCCGGAACGCCUCUUCUUUGUGAUGGAGUUUGUGAAUGGUGGCGAUCUUAUGUUCCACAUCCAGAAGUCCAGGAAGUUUGAAGAGCCUCGAGCGCGUUUCUACACAGCAGAGAUCACCUCCGCGCUCAUGUUCCUGCACGACAAAGGCAUCCUCUACAGGGAUCUAAAACUGGACAAUGUUCUUCUUGACCAAGACGGUCACUGUAAGCUGGCGGACUUUGGCAUGUGCAAAGAGGGCAUGUUUGAAGGCACGGCCACAGGAACCUUCUGUGGGACUCCGGAUUACAUUGCGCCCGAGAUCCUGCAGGAGAUGCUAUACGGGCCCUCUGUUGAUUGGUGGGCUCUCGGGGUGCUGCUGUAUGAGAUGCUGUCAGGACACGCUCCAUUUGAGGCUGAAAAUGAAGAUGACCUCUUUGAAUCCAUCCUCAAUGAAGAGAUUGUUUAUGCAUCUUGGCUCAGUGAUGAGGCAGUGACUAUAAUCAAAUCUUUCUUGACCAAAAACCCGGCCCGGCGUCUGGGCUGUGUGGCCUCAGAGGGCGGAGAGAGCGCUGUGACCAGCCACGCCUUCUUCACUGGCAUCGAUUGGGAGAAGCUGAAUCGUAGAGAAAUAGAGCCGCCCUUCAAGCCAAGGAUCAAAACACCUGAAGACGUCAACAACUUUGACCCAGAUUUCACGCAGGAAGAGCCCACCCUCACGCCCAUCGAUGACCCUAUGAUCCCUUCCAUCAACCAGGAGGAGUUCCGUAACUUCUCCUUCACCUCGCCUGAACUGCAGGAGAGCUAAGAGUCUCCUCAUUGAUCCACAAUUCUUCCUGUACUCUCACUCUUCCCAGUAUCCGUGAAUCGCCUGAGACUGUUCCCCGCGGUACAUGCAGUAUGUUGCUGUCAAAUUCCCCAGAGACAUGAGGGUGCAAAUUGCCGAGGAGUCAGACACACACAUGCUUGACAGGAACUGGUUUUGCACCUGAUGAACCCUUACCUUAAGCACUCCUGUAUUUCUCGAAAAUGUGCCAUGUAAUCAUCUUUUGAAAUACCAUUUAAGUCUUGACGUCUCACUUGGGACACAUUCCUGCUAGUGUCAUUGUGUAAAUGGUGUAUUUGAUAUGUGUUUGAUAAAGUGUACAACCACUGAUUUUA
This is a messenger RNA of Notothenia coriiceps (black rockcod), 2708 nucleotides long. It is a transcript of the gene prkcha, whose product is annotated as protein kinase C, eta, a. Gene Ontology annotation, molecular function: ATP binding; diacylglycerol-dependent serine/threonine kinase activity. The transcript is spliced from 14 exons. The record is from RefSeq and is a predicted model, not a curated record. Bases 322 to 2355 code for a protein of 677 amino acids. Gene Ontology annotation, biological process: protein phosphorylation. NCBI's taxonomy places the organism in Eukaryota, Metazoa, Chordata, Actinopteri, Perciformes, Nototheniidae.